AUGAGUGAUAAGACGCCUGAAUUCGGCACAAUCAUGAAGCAUGCGUUGGCAUACGAAGAAGCCGUCGAAAAAGGACAACGCCUCUUGGCUCUAACAAUCGCGGAUAUCACCGACGGUCCACCUCAAAGUAAAUUUCAGGACAUCGAUGACCUGGAAGUAUGGGGUUGGUGUACUUUCACUCUUGCUAGCCCGAGUCCCACUCCUGCUACGAACCUAGUACGAGCCCUAGGCCCUACCCUCAAGUCUUCUCCCACUACAGCGGGUAUCCUUACCAAUCACGACGAGACCGUUACGGUCGACGAACCCGAGGCCGGUAUUUUGUUGGCAGAAUGCAACACGACCCCGGAAGCAAUGCUGAACCCAUAUAGGAAUCUGGAUCCAGCGACGUUGGUAGCCAAACUCCCAGAGCUGCGACAUUGGUCCGAUGUUGCUUUCUUGCAAUGGAAGAAUAACUAA
Alternaria viburni is the source of this 456-nucleotide messenger RNA. RefSeq lists its product as uncharacterized. Bases 1 to 456 code for a protein of 151 amino acids. NCBI's taxonomy places the organism in Eukaryota, Fungi, Ascomycota, Dothideomycetes, Pleosporales, Pleosporaceae. The transcript has 3 exons. The record is from RefSeq and is a predicted model, not a curated record.